Molecule: messenger RNA, 1057 nt
Organism: Opisthorchis viverrini
Lineage: Eukaryota; Metazoa; Platyhelminthes; Trematoda; Opisthorchiida; Opisthorchiidae
Exons: 9
Coding region: 1-921 (306 amino acids)
Biological process (GO): inositol trisphosphate metabolic process
Cellular component (GO): cytoplasm
Molecular function (GO): magnesium ion binding; inositol-1,3,4-trisphosphate 6-kinase activity; inositol-1,3,4-trisphosphate 5-kinase activity
Source: RefSeq, a predicted model, not a curated record
AUGUCUGUUUCGAAACUUCACUCUAUUGAUGAUCUUGAGAGCAUAGAGGUUGAUGCGAUAAUCCAGAAGAUACCCGAGCUCCUGAACUGCCACCUUUCUUCAGAUGACGAUUGCGCUAAGCGUUUCGAUGCCUUUCUGAGAGUUAAUCCAAAUGUUGUCUGCAUCGAUCCGCCGAAUAAUGUCCGAUUGCUUUUGUGGCGUCAUGAACAAUUUUUGUUAAUCGAGAAGGCAAUGAAGUCUUCAGAUCUAGCGGAUCGCAUCUGUGUGCCGCCGUUUUGUACACUUGAUUUGAAGGAUCCCGCCAUCAAUGUGAAACGAAUGCAUGCGGCUUCAUUGAGAUUUCCACUCAUCUGUAAGCCACUAUCGUCACAUGGUGAUGAACGUGCUCACUCCAUGGCACUUCUGUUCAAUAAAGAAGGGCUAGAGCAAAUCAGCUACCCCACACUUGUUCAACAGUUUUGGAAUCAUGAUGGGGCGCUUUUUAAGGUGGCGGUCAUAGGGGACAAAACAUUCGUCGUAAUGCGUCCAUCGAUAAAGAAUCUGGAAAUGGCAGAUAAUCGAAAACCGUUGUUUUUCAAUUCCCAUACGGCUUCGAAAUUUAACCGAGAUGGACCAUUAGGAGAUCUAAAAAACGAUAAAGAUCUGGAUCGGUUUCAAACUUUCUGUGAUGGCCCACUGUUCGUGAAAGUUGCUGCACUACUUCGACAAACAUUUGGCAUAGAUCUGUUCGGAUUCGAUGUAAUACGACUGACAAAGGGUGAGUCGUCUGUGGAACGAACGGGACCUGAGUGGGCGAUCGUCGAUCUCAACUACUUCCCAAGCUACGACAAAAUCCCGCAUUUCUAUCACCACUUGGAAAAUCUGGUGCGCGAAAAGUUGUCACUCCCUCUGUUACCGGAUCCGCCUUCCGAGGACUGCUAAUAUGGUUCCAUCCGUGUCUCAUUUAUCAUUGCCGAUCUCCGACACUUUGAUUCAGAUUGCUCUCGUUUUUCGUACUUUUUGAUAUUUUGUCAGUGAGACGCUGUAUAAUACAUUGUUUUUUAUCCCAACAUCCCGG